Molecule: messenger RNA, 795 nt
Organism: Sinocyclocheilus grahami
Lineage: Eukaryota; Metazoa; Chordata; Actinopteri; Cypriniformes; Cyprinidae
Product: Parkinson disease 7 domain-containing protein 1-like
Exons: 6
Coding region: 370-795 (141 amino acids)
Source: RefSeq, a predicted model, not a curated record
AUAAUAAAACAUUAACAUUAAUCUAUUUUCAUCAGGUGGAAGUAACAUUCAAAGUAUUCGCUGUGUCUGUAGAUUUCCUGAAAAAAGGUCGUUAGUAAAAUAAUUAUGAUAUAAAAUGUGCAUAUAGGAACUACUUAAACAGCGGAACUUGCGGUUUUACCCGGAACUUUACAACCGACGGACCAUGAAAACAAGCAGCUGAUCAAAUGAUCUCAGUUCUGUUUUAUCGUAAAUUCAAUUAAUUUAUUACAUUUCAGUACGUGUAUUUAGUAGGUUAUUGUUGACGUUAGUAUUGUCAUUAUCGUUUGUUAAUGCUCAGUCUCUAUAAACAUCGAAAACCAGUCAAUUUGGUGAUCUAAAGCAUCUAUAAUGACAUCUAAACCUACAUGUCUGAUUGUGGCCAGUGCUGCAUCUGCAGGAGUUUCAGCACGAUCUUUCCAUCAGUGUUUUCAUUUGUGCAGUUCAGUGUUUAACCUGCAGACAGCGACACCUGGCGGGAAGCCCAUCGACUUUGCCGGUGUGGAUGACAGCACAGCCCGCUGGGUGCAAGAGUUCAGCGUCAAACCCUACGCCAACCCGGCCAAGCUGGAGUCUAUCGAUGAGCCCGUGUGUGCUGUGGGACAGGGUGUAGCUGCUCUCUGCUGCGCUACAGAGGAACAGAAAUGGAUAUUUAGUGGCUACAGCAUGACUGGGCCCUCUGUGUUUGAGCUGGUACGUUCUCCUGAAUUUGCCAACCUGCCGCUGAUUGUGGAGGAUUUCAUCAAAGACAAUGGUGGAUCUUAUACAGUCUUCUGA